Messenger RNA from Pomacea canaliculata, 7776 nucleotides. Its product is annotated as ceramide phosphoethanolamine synthase-like. The record is from RefSeq and is a predicted model, not a curated record. The transcript has 8 exons. Bases 622 to 1680 code for a protein of 352 amino acids. NCBI's taxonomy places the organism in Eukaryota, Metazoa, Mollusca, Gastropoda, Architaenioglossa, Ampullariidae.
CCGAGUAAAGCCGAUGAUUGCCGAUCGCGUCGAGGGCGUGUGGGCAGACUUACUAUUAUAUCGUCUGCUUCUUUGAGAAGAUCUCUGUCCGGCGCUGUGAACGAUAUGUGCCUCUCGAAAUAUUUAUAAUAACAACGAUACUUACAAAAUAUUUCAAACCAUUCGAUGAUCUGUGCGAGGAAAUGACUGUUUGGUGAUUUCUCCGAAUCAAGUACCCGAGGUGAAGGUCACAACUGAACAAGUGAGAAGUGAGAAUUUUUUUUGUGUCAAAUCGAACGCAGAUUUCACGCCAGAUCUGGGUACGUAGCCGGUCUGUGCUGUCGAUUCGUUUGCAAGUGAGCCUUCCCCGAGAGAUCCUAGUAAAGAGGUGGAACACAGUGUCCAGGUUGGCUGUGCUUACCAAGCUGAGCAGGUCGCACCACGCAAAGCCUGUUUAUGACGAGCUGCUGGCGCGGUGCAGUUUUGAAGACAAAGGACGAAUGGCAAUCGCUAACCACAGCAUUUAACCAGCGCUCCCGCGCCCUUCAAAGAAGGUCGCUUGAACAUUAGACCUGUCGUAAGCUGAGUGAAGGACGUCUUACCGAGAGACAGAAGGGAAAGGAAAGUACGCUUGUUACGUCAAUGCCUGUCGCCAUGCCGUCCCUGCCUGGAUUUCAGGUGUUCCGCGACGAGAUGUCGUUGUUCAAAGUUAUUGGAAUGGCUCUCCUCUUCUAUUACUGCGUAAUGGAUGUCAUUCUCUAUAUCACCUUUAUGAACACUAACCUGGUGGAGUCCUCAAAGGGCGCGUCAGAUGAUGAGCUGUACUCACCAUUCACUCACUUGUCCGUAAAGCAGCUGAUGAACGAUCACACCAGUCAGUACAUCGUGUCACCGGCGAUCGAGUACUUUGACAUCUUCACUCAGUUCAGUGGUAUCUUCUACUUCAUCACCCCAAACAUGAUCUCCUUCACGCACCUGGCUAUCGCCUUUCUGGCCGGCAGGUUUGUGGCCUCCGAGUCGCUGCACAGCCGCCGCAUCGGGGUCAUCCUCUUCGAGAUCCGAACCUGUAUGGACACGCUGGAUGGCGUCGUCUUUCGCGCUCACACGCAUACCAAAGGUAUGUAUCAGUCUGUGAGAAACUCUUCAGGGUAUUAUGUAGACAUAACAUGCGAUGCGCUUGGUGGUGUAUUCCUGUGUUUCGGCGUCCUCUUCUACCUCUUCAAGCGCUUCGAUCCUGCCAAACAGGUCGAUCUGUCGUGGAAAAGUGUCGAGGCUGGCACCUCAGGAGCCGGAAAGAGUGGAACCAACGGUCUGCUGCACAGCGGGGCGCAAGUGACGUACAGCAAAAAGAUGCUCUUCUGGAAGUGCUGGUGCUACGGCAUCACCAUCGCCAUGGGCGGCAAAUUCUGGGACUCUAUCGUUAGCGACUUCAAAGAUGUCUUCCAGAUACCCAUCGCCGAUCCUGCUCUGUCGGCACUGCAGUAUGAGACAUGUCAUUCAGGCACUACUGUCUUCCUUUGGUACUUGUGGCGACUAGUGGAAGGUCAAGCUUUACUGCAGUACCUGCUGGUUGCUAUCUUCAUUGACAAAGUUUGGGAAUUUAUCAACUUUGUGCAGUACAUCUUAUUUGUAGCAGUCUUAUUACUGUACCUCGUCAGCCUGCUGUAUGUACACCAUGUUCGAACCAUGUUACACCUGUAGUGGUGCCUUUAGUUACACCCUACAUAAUUUGUAAUGGAGUCUUGCAGUGACAAAUGACAUGAUGCACUUGGAUAUCAUCCUGGACUAUACAUAUACUGUACUACAAGUAUGGUGAAUUAUUAUAAUUCUCAUGCUUGUUAAAGAAUAGCACUUCAUACACAGCAAAAAUAAAGAUGGUUCACAUAAAAAGUGCAUCUCUUUGCUUCAGAACAUCAGUGCUAAUUGCUGCAUCGAGCUGCCCUAUGACAAGACUGCAUAACUGAAUUUAAACUGCUUUCUGAAAUACAGAUGAGAAUGUGUGAGGGAGCGAUCAUUGCUGUUUUUCUGAUAGACACAUUUUGUAAUGUAAUUAAAUAAUAUCUCUUUUGGUUUUUGGUUGUGUUUAAAAUAAGAUAUACAAUAAGGACAAAACAUGGUGGAAACUGUUUUCUUUUGUGCAAGCCAUUUUUUUUAAAUGAAAAUGAAUACAUUGGGGUUGAAUGCAUUAUGUGCAUUAUUAUAUGCUUUUAUGCUGAGAAGAAUGCCUUUAAUAUAUUUUCUUUUGAUGCUCAACAAAAAGCCUUCAAUCAAACAUUUGAAUACAGGUUUUGAUGGUGCUAGCAUUAACACUUUUAUGGCAUUGUUAAAACCAUUUAGAUAUUAUUUCAGCCUUCAAUCUCCUUUUGUAUGCUUUUAUUAAUGAUUGUCUAGGAGCUUGUGUUCCUUUUCUCCUUUCUUUAAUCCUAGUUCGUGUCAUUUUCAUUCUGCACAUUUACAAAAAUGGGUUCUAUAUUGUGAUCUUCUGCAUCUUUGGCACUAUAAUCAUUAGAAAACUGUAUAACAUUGUUGUAUUUUUUUUUUUAAAAGAUGAUUCAUUUCAGGACAGCGCAUUACUGGCUCUAGGUUUUAGCAGGAAGCCUUGGCUUUCCUAUUCUUCUAUUGUUAUCAUGUGAUUAUACUUCCUCUGAUCAAAGAUAACUUUUGCAUCUUUAGGUUUGAUACAAGCAAAUUAUACAAUCUUGAUUCCUUAAAUGAUAGUGUUUUAAACUGAUUGUAAGGACAGGACAUGCAUUAAUCCAUCACCUUGCGAAGGGUAUUCUGUUAACAUUUUGCAGCAGUCUAUGCAUUUUGUAUGUGACUGUUCUGUUGUAAGAAUAGUUCUGUCUUCUCACAUAAUUGGGUUUAUGAUGAGUUAAUUAGGUAAAAUGUCUCUAAAUAAGGUGAUCCAGAAAUAUAUUUUUUGGCAAGAUGUACAGGGAGUUGGGUACCAGGAGAGGGGUGGGGAAAAGGGACAAGUUCUUAAUAAAGUAGCAGUUGGGUUGCCGUGACAUGUUACAUCCAAUGACAGAAGACUAUAAUCAAGCAUUUUGCUGCUAGAAAAGUGUUUUUCUCUAGUCUAAUACUGUGUUGUACUGUGUUUAUAUAGUAAAAUGCUUCAGCAUGUACUUGUUCAUUUUUUCUGAAUAUCUAGGAAAAUAAAUCCUAGUCAUCAGAUACAAUGAACUUAGUAAGGUUUUUGAUCAUCAUUUAUAACAUGCUUAUUGUUUCAGUUCUUCAAAGCAAAACCAGUAAUAAGACUACAUUUCUUUCCACAUUUGUAUUUUUUUGUGUUAAUCAUUAUCUUAUAAUACAACUAUUAAAUAAGGGUUGUUUUUAGUUUUAAAAAAAGACAACCCCUUCCCCAAUGUUAAUCCCAAAAGACAAACUUGCGUGUAUAACCAUCAGUUUCAUUUCAAAUCUUGAGUCACAGGUGUCAACCACACAGGCUCCUUAUGCUAAUUCCAUUUUCUGAUGUGUUAGCUGGAAAGUGUUACUGAAGUUUUCAGACUCUUAGCUAAAGCUCAAUGGUUUGAGAGCAAUCCGGAUGGCGCAAUGGUUAGUGCCUGUCACCAGUACAGUGAGGGUGGACCGUCCUGGACUCAGCUCUUGUCUUAGGCGUGCUGUACUUUCUCUGUCUGUGGCAUCUGGCUGCCUUGCCAUGAUAAAGCCUUAGUUGCUGGCUCCACGUAAAACAACAAUUUCCCACCCCUCAGUGAUGUGAGGUUUAAUUAAAGGAAGUUUAUUACAUCUUUUGCAUAUUUUUACUUGUCAUUUUUAUUCACUGUCUUGCUUAUCUAAUGAAAACAGCAGUAUACAUUUUCUUCCUCCUUGAUUCUUUUGUAAAGAUAUUUUUUUUUGCUAGAAAUUUUGUUUCCUAUAUGUUUUAUAAACUUGAUGCAUAUUUGGAUGGAUGUGCAUAUUUUCACCGCUAUGCAUAUGCACAUGAGUUCAACAUGUGACAGAGACAGGGAUGUGAGAAAAGAUUUGAAAUACUUUUGUGUUCUCAUUUGCUUUGAUUGCUUGCAUUUUACAGAUGUAUCCGUGCUUGUGUGCAAUUACAUCCAUCCACAGGGCCAGUAAUGAGAAUCACAUCAACCAUUGUAGACCUCUGGUGAGGACCCUCAUUUUGUAUGCAAGUUGUUGUGGAGAUGUUGGUGUAGAAGAGAUGUAAAUAUAGCCUGUUUCCUGCACUUUUUGGCAGUCUGGGAAAAGGGGAUCCAGUGGGGCCGUAGUUAAGUGCAUGUCAAUUUUUGUCUGAACGUGUCUUCUGAUUAGAGGGCUAGACGAGGUCGUGUGAUCUAGCCUCAGUUGCUGAUGCAAACAUCAUCAACCAGUCUUCAGCAUUCCAGUGAGAAAAACAAGAUGGCGACAACGGGAAGAGCCAGCAACUGUUUGUUGUCUUUUUGGAAAUGGAAGACUUUUCAGAAGCACAGUGAACCGUUGCCCAUUUGGAACCAAUAUUCGAGGCUAAGAAGCAGGACUGUUGCCCACCUGGAAACAGUAAUUGCGGCUAUGAAAGCGUCGUAUGAGUAAAUAGACGUCCAUGAACUGUCAAAAAGAAAGAAGAGAAAGUCAAAGAACCUCAAAUCUCAUUUGCGUCAUACCAGGAUUUUGCUUAUCUCCGGAUUGGGUAAGGCUGCUGGAACAGUUUAGGCUUUGUACACGGCUUCUUCCAUUAACUGAAAUGAGAAUCUCAUUGGAGCUUGAUAAUGUUGGUGAUUUAUCAGUUCUGUCAAACAUGCAGACCUGCGCUCACAAGCCUGGUGGUAUGUCCAAAAGUAAUUCAUGCUGAAUCUGCUUGUAAUGGCAAAAUCGGGAUAUCGCUGCUGACAUCAUCACAACAAGCAACAAACAGGAAACAUUUCUACAAGUUACAUCAAGAAGGUGAGGAGGUAAAACUGCUCACUACAUAGACUGUUUGCAUAUGCAGAGUGCAGUUGAUGCUACUUUUUAAAGACCAUUUUCCAGACUUCGUUCAUCGCUAGCUGCAGCGAAUUCACGCCUUUUCCUCCAGGAGGAUUUUAUGAGCGGACUUUACAGUAGAUGCCUGUGCCUCCGAAGUUUCCCCAGCACACCUCGCGGCAAGGUGCUAGGUAACUGAAGUGGAUGUAAGAAAAUUUCACAUGGCACAAAUUGGACCUCAGCUUCUGUCUUCUUUCAAUACCGAUUUCAUGAGGAAUCUGUGUGCGCGACAUGCGAGUACUCGAGCAUCUUGCUUAAAUGACUUGAGAAAUUUACCCCGAAACCUUUAAACUUAAAAUUACUGUUAUUGCCGUGAUAUAGCCCUAGUUGCUGGCACGGCAUAAAACACCAACAAACAACUAUCGAGCAUCUUGCUUCGUGCUUUAGUAAUCUUUUUCUGGUUACCUGUACCCUACAGUUCUUUGUUUUUAAGAGGAGGCAUAUUUUCAUGCAUUUAAUUCAUCACGAUUUUUGUAAUUGCAUAAUAGAUUUAUAGGUUUUCUGGUUAAUAUGUAUCGCUUUUCUGAUUGUUAAAAUCAAUAUUUAAUUAGCAUUUAAGAAUUUGCCUCAUAAGUUUUCGUAUAUAGAUUCUGGACAGUGUCGCUAAAAAUAAAUAACUACAGAUGCACGCUACCCCCCCCCCCCCAAAAAAAAUGUCAGCACUGACUAGAGAUUGAGUUGGUAGACAAGCUUACAAACUUAUGGCUUUUUUUCAUUGGACAAAUAUUUUGAUUUGGUGAGGAAGGAGGCGGGUGGUGCUGGUUUCUUUUUUUAUUAUUUACCUUUUGGUGUGUGUGUGGUUUUUUUUUGUUGUUUGGUACUUGUGAUACGGGAGCUGUGUCAUAGUCUCGAUUGUUCCUUUUGUCAUGAAUGUGUUUCAGUAACAUCACAGAAUGUGUCAUUGUUAAUGAAAUACAUUCAUGACACGUCAUCUCUAUUGUCUCCUCGAAAGGAGGUCAGAGGCAGUCGAGCUCGGGUGCCCAAUACUUGGGUAGUCUGGCCGGACAUCAUCGCUCUUCAUGCUUGUUAUGCUUAUCCUGAUAAGCUCUAUGACGGCAAAAAGAGUGCUUUUUUUCAUUUGUGAGUUAAUAGGUAUAUAGUUUAUAGUAUUCAUAGUGCGUUUGAUACUAUUUCGAAUUUUCUUGAUGUCUUUUUAAAAAUCUGCAGUUUUUAUUCUUUACUCCCACGCCCCUACUCCCCACUAAUCAUUUUGUUAUUCCUUCCCCCGCGAACGCACACACAGGCAAGCGUGUUAGCGUCUUUUGUCGUCUUAUCACUUAACGUAGCGGCAUGGAGAGAAUGUAAAAAAAUAUUUUUUUGCGAAUUGUUAUUUAGAAGCUGUUUAUUUUUUAAUCGAAGGUCGCUAAACAUCUGGCUGAUACUUUUGUUGUAAAGUGGCCUGUCCCCAGACAUGUGAUGACUGAUAUGAAAUAUUCUGACUUCCAGGAGGAUGUUCCCUCUUGAAGUGUUUAUUAUUAUUUUUAAUGUUUACAUGUCUUUCAUCGCAAUGCGUGAGAUAGCGGCGGUGGAUAUGAGUGCAUGUGUGUAUAUGCGAGAGCUAUGGGAAGAAAGCUGCAAUUUCAUAUACAUAUACAUACCAUGUAAUAGCUAUAUUUCAUUGUCGGGUGGAUCGACUUGAUUGUUAUUUGUAGCCAUAUCAUGUUUAAAGCGAUACUACUUGUUGUAUACUUGCCUCAUGCAUGUGCUCUUGAAGACUGCAGGAUUUUCUUUCUAGUGCAACCUAUUCUUUUCCCUGCUUCCAGAUAAUUCAGGUGUUCCUCUGCCCACUUUGCCUUUACCAUCUUCUUGGUUUUGUGAUGAAUGCAUGAACUGAGGGUGGUCUGGUAGUGCAACGGUUGUCACAAAGUCAGCAGUCCCUCCUAGUUUCUCUCUGGAUGUUAUAGGUUGACAUAGUUUAGAGCUUGCUAUAACUUACCCUCACUUGCUGACUUGGCGUUAAACAACAACCAAGCAACUAAGAAGCGGUAUCGUAAUCUACUGGUUGUGAACUUCACCAACCAAGCUGCAUUCCCUGUCUACUUUGAAACAUUUUGCAGAUUUUUAUACAACACGUAAAGCAUAAUUACCAGCUAGAUGUCGGAUUGCUGUAAUGUGGGAAAGAUGUUAAAAAAGAAAGACCUGGGCUUCAUGCUUUGAAAUAGCUGGGGUGUGAAAAGUGGAACCACACGCACAGUUUGUUGGCUGCACAUUGCAUCUGGGUGGUGGAAACAGGUUGCACUAAUCUUAAUUAUCUGACUUUUCAAUGACGACACUUCACUAUGUAAAAGAUAAGAAGCUACUGAAGCGAGACACAAGACCUUGUCGCCAAUAAGACUAAGCAGUUAAUUUGCAGGAUGUUGUUACGAUUUCUCUCUCUCUGCCAUUCGUUCAGUUGAUCAGAUACACAGUUUCUUCAUAGCUAACAAUUGUCAUGUUCGCUCACUCUGUCUUUGCCUGUCAUUCAUUCUUCUCUUCAUCAAAGGUAAAAAAUGGCAGGUCUUUAUCUCUAGACAAGUUUUGAUUCGUCUUUAUGGGUUUGUCUUGUGUGCCUGUCGAUGUGCGUCCUCAAAGGGGGUCGAUGAAGACGAUUUUUGUGUCCUUUCGAUCAUAUAUCACUACCUCCGUUUUGAGUCUGUUACGUAGCAGUUAAAUGCAAUUUUGUUUAAAUUCUCUUUAAGCAUAAAGGAGUAAUUACGGGGAACUAGCAUGUUUUACUCCAAUUUGAUACCAGACGUGACGCUGCAUCGAGUCUCACCAUGCCGCUGGCUUUAUUUACGUUGAAAAUGUAUGACUGAGAAAAUAUGAAUAAAUAAAACUUGUAAUGUUUAUCUUUUC